AUGUUCCGUGAAUUGCAACCCAAACAACAAGUCCACUUCAAAUCACCCUCUUCAUUGCCUCGCAUCACACCACCGCAACCAAAACGCAGCAUCAUCACAGCGACGAUGGCGCGAUACGAUCUUCGCCCUCGGCACGGUUUGAACGCAGCCCCAGCUACAGCAAAUGCGCCGAUUGACGAGGUCCCGAGCAAGGAGAGCGGCAGCGAAAACAUGGUCCGAGGUCCUGGAGGCGCUUCGUUCGGUAUGUUCCAUGCUGACGAUGAUGGACAGCCGUAUACUACACAACAAGACGCGCCUGUUGGAGUCGCCACCUCACAAGGACCGACAUCGAGCAAGAAGGAAGCCACGCCGAACCCGCUGAACUCUACACCCAUCGACAGCGCAGCCAUCGCAAAGCCCGAUCCCGCGACUGAUGAAGAGAAGCUCCACGAAGACAACGCCCCUACGCAGUGUAAAUGCCACAAGGUCCUCAAAACGACUGAAAUUCUGGAGCAUAUCCUUACCAACCUCUCCUCUGAGCGCGAUAUCCUCCGCUGCAUUCGCGUCUCGACGACUUUCAAGAAUACCAUUCGCGGCUCCAUCAAGCUUCAGCGCCGUCUUUUCUUCGCUGUCGACAACACGGUUCUCACUGGCAUCGCUGUCAAACGUCAGAGAAUAAACGAAGGAGAGUCCAGCAAGGCGGAAAACGGCGGCCGUCAAGGCAUUCCCGCCAACGAGCGUCUGCUCCGCACCAAUCCCUUCAUCAUCCGACCUCUUCCCGCGGAGCCAUACGGCGAAGAUCAGUACGCCGACUUCUGCCCCAACUUGAAGACGUACUUCGACCACAGGGAUGACGGCGUUGAUCUUUCCAUCGGCGAAAUGUUUCUCACCCAACCGCCAGUCUCCAACGUUCGACUUGCCUUUGGCUGGUGGGGUUCGGAAGAUUCGCAGUUGGUGAGGCAGACGGUAUGGCUAGGACUAAAAUCGGAUGGAGAUGGUGUCAAGGUCAAGGACGUCAAGAAGUGCUUCGAAGCGUACUUGGAGAAGACCCACCCCGUGAUGAUUAGCAGAUUUCAGGACGCGUUGAAGGGACGCCACGACGUUGCUCUGAAGGAAGACUGUACGGGCAAUCAGAGCAUGGCCUCUUCUCUGCCUUUCGACCCACUACAACUUGGGGAUGAGGGAUAG
Molecule: messenger RNA, 1167 nt
Organism: Zymoseptoria tritici IPO323
Lineage: Eukaryota; Fungi; Ascomycota; Dothideomycetes; Mycosphaerellales; Mycosphaerellaceae
Exons: 3
Coding region: 1-1167 (388 amino acids)
Source: RefSeq, a predicted model, not a curated record